AUGCUUGUUCUUGUCGCUGGUGUAAGUGGCAAUAUCGGCCAAAAGCUGGUCGACGCUCUCCAUGCUCGAGGGCAUCAAGUCCGUGGUUUAGGCCGCAACCCCGCGAAACUUACGGCUACCCGCCGCGCCAAAUUGGAAGAUUUCAUCCUUACCAACAAGCAUUAUGACAUCGAGGCCCUUGACAGAGCUUGCAAAGGAACUGAAGCAGUCAUCUGUGCGUAUGGAGUGUUUCCGACCGAGCUACAAUUUGACAGGCAACUUUUCCUCCUCAGGGCGGCUGAGCGCACCAACAUUCGUCGAUUUGUUCUCUCGACAUAUCCUUUCAUUGCUUUCCGCCGCAUCGCCGAGCUAAGCUCGCCCAUCAACCCGAUUUACAUCUUCACAGGUGUCUUGGCCGAGGUAUUCUGGGUCUAUCCUGAUCAUUCUCCUGGAGAUGUCGAGCUGAAUGGCUACUGGGAUGGUAGAGACAAGUCCGCGAGUUUCUGGGGCAACGGAGAUAAGCCAAUGCCUUGGUCCACGGAGCGCGACGCAGCUGAUUUCACGGCUGCAAUAAUUUCUAGAGACAACACCGAGGAGGGUGGAUGCUGGAAUACAGUCUCCGGUAUUCAUUCCGUCCGAGACCUUCCCACAGUGUACCAAAGGGUAAAGGGAAAAGAGGUCAGCUUCAAGAUCAGGGGUACUGAUGAAGACCUCAAGUCUAUUACAUUCGAGGCCCGUAAGUCAGCUACACCGAGGGACUUUUUCCAGUAUAUGUCGUACUUCUAUCAGUUUUAUACUAAUAACGGUAUUUGGGAUAUGGCAAAGAUCGACAACGAUAAGCUUGAUGUCCGAGCAACGUCUCCGGAGGACUUUUUUUUUUUUUAG
This is a messenger RNA of Colletotrichum godetiae, 864 nucleotides long. RefSeq lists its product as uncharacterized. NCBI's taxonomy places the organism in Eukaryota, Fungi, Ascomycota, Sordariomycetes, Glomerellales, Glomerellaceae. The transcript is spliced from 2 exons. The record is from RefSeq and is a predicted model, not a curated record. The coding region runs from base 1 to 864 and encodes 287 amino acids.